UUGAUGUGUAUUUUUUUUGAAUUACAGGUUACGAACCGAAAUAAACCGAACCUGAUUAAUCAUGGAUGGCAAAUACGUACGAGCUGCAGAGGAUAGCGAACAUGAGAAUUUGCGCGAAGAGUCGUGUGAACUCAACUAUAUUUCAAAUGUCCAGAGUCAGGAACGGACGGGAAGCUGUAGUAUCUACGAGAACGAACAAGAACAGGACCACGAUUCAGAUCCUAGCACUUCGAGCUCUUCGGAGGAGUCGAGCGAAGAAGAUGAGCGUCAGAAUCUAGAAAACGAGACACUAACAGAGGAGUCGAAAGGCUCGCCAAAGGGAACGAAUUCUGCAAUGGUCCGAAAAAUUGAACGACUGGAGAAAGAUGUAGCGGACUUGGUUCAUGCUAUGACCUCAUAUGAGCGGCCGAAAAACACAGCACGUACCGACACAGGAGAGCCUUGGAGUGUACCCCACGACCGCGAUGACGUUGGCGAGAGCUGGAGUGUUCCUCACACUGACGGUUCCCAACCCAGUUUGAGAUGGGAUCACAUAAAACCCUUCCCGAGCGGUAUUCCCGCGAACAAAAUGGCGGAGGAAUGGAAUCGGUUAAUCGAGAAUUUUGAGCUAGCAGCCUCCUUAGGAAACGCAACAAGCCCUGCACAACGAACUAAGCUGCUAUUUUUGUAUUUGGGUCAGGAGCUCCAGGGAAUAGUAAGAGCUGCCAACUUGCGACCGAGUCUAACGGGGCCAGACUGCUACUCUCUGUUUGUGAACAACGUCACAAAAUAUCUCCAAUCCAUGACCGACACCGCGGCGGAACACGAAGCAUUCGCGGGAAUGACGCAAGGAACUGGAGAAUCUGCGGUGGCCUUCCACGCAAGACUUCGAGAAAAGGUUAGGUUGUGCGGCUACAGUCCUCUCGAUCAGGAUCGGUUCGUCAGAGCUCAAUUACUUAAAGGACUUCGAAACAGGGAUCUUACUAAGACAGCGAGAAUCUACAACUACGACAUAACUUUUAUUGUCCAAUCCGCGACAAGAGAAGAGGCUUACGCGGCGGAAACAGCGAGGCCCAGUGGUUCCGAUAUUUCUGCAGUACAUCGAGGAAAUUGGAAACAGCCUCCAGAAGUACAUCGGAAGCACAUGCGGGAAGAUGAUCAAGAGUAUACAAAUCAGAAAAAGCGAUACCGUAGGUCCGACAAGCGAUUUGAUGCACGCCACAAUCGUUGCAAUCGCUGCAGUCGUCCAGCUCACAGGAACAGCACCACAUGUCCGGCUCUGGGUAAAACCUGCAACGGAUGUGGCGAACGAGGACACUUUAUCGCGGCAUGUCGGAAGCGACAAGUGAAUAACGUACAACGUGAUUCGGAUCGUAUCAACUCAUCCGGUUGGUCUGAUGAAGAAAAAGAAGAAAAGAAAAAGCACGUGAAUGCCCUGUCGCUUAACGAUGUGUUGGUUACCUGUAGCGUGGGGUCAUCCAGUCCAAUAACGUUCCUCAUUGACUCUGGGACUGACGUGAACGUCAUCGGAGGUAAUGACUGGAAAUUUCUAAAACGGGAAUUCCGCACAGGUCGGGCUGAGCUUCAUCCGGUGCAGCCAUCAAUAGCCACUGGGUUACAUGCUUAUGGUUCAAAAGAACCAAUAACUAUCAAUGGCGCAUUCAAAGCUGAGAUUAUUAUACCCGGAACAUCGACACCCCCGGUUGAAGCGUUAUUCUACGUUGCGGGCGAAGGACGGCGUUCGUUACUCGGUCGAUCAACAGCGAGCGACAUGAGGUUGCUGCAUGUAGCAGUAACGAUCAACAGUUGCGAGAACCAGAAUAAUACGCAAGUGUUCCCCAGAAUGCCUGGAAUCAAAAUCAAGUUCAGCAUCGAUAAGAGUAUUGUACCCGUUAAAAUCGCCUAUUACAACGUCCCAGCGGCCUUCAGAGAGGGAGCGCGAAACAGGCUGCGAGAGAUGGAACUCCGUGGCAUUAUAGAGCGAGUCACUAAGGCACCAGAGUGGAUAAGCGGCAUGUCCGCAGUAGCCAAGGGUAAAAACGACUUCCGGUUAGUUGUCAACAUGAGGGGACCUAACAAAGCGAUCAAACGAGAGUACUAUCGUUUGCCAUUGAUCGAUGAAAUGAAACUAAAACUUCAUGGGGCUCAAAAAUUUUUUAUUUUUCAAAACUCGACCUGAGUAAUGCAUACUAUCACUUGGAACUAUGUCAAGAGUCUCGCGACCUUACGACGAUCCUAACCGAAACAGGCAUGUUUCGUUUUACGAGAUUAAUGUUUGGCGUUAACUGUGCGCCAGAUAUAUUUCAACGCGAAAUGGUCCGUAUCCUAGAGGGCGUAAAGAACGUCUUCUUCUUCUUCUUCUUCUUCUUCUUCUUCUUCAAUGGCACUAACGUUCCUAGAGGAACUUCGCCGUCUCAACGUAGUAUUACUUGCGUCAUUUUUAUUAGUACUUAGUUGAGAUUUCUAUGCCAAAUAACAGGCCUUGAAUGCAUUCUGAGUGGCAAGCUCUAGAAUACGCGACAGUGCAAGUCGGAGGAAAUUUCUUUGACGAAAAAUUUUUCCGACCAGAACGGGAAUCGAACCCGAACACCCGGCAUGUUAGUUAUGACGCUAACCACUCGGCCAAGGGAGCACAGCGUAAAAAAUGUGAUCGUGUAUAUAGCUGAUAUUUUAUUAUACGCAACAACAUUGGAAGAACUCCGCAAAAUAGUUGCGCAGGUGCUACGCAUAAUGAAAGCAAACAAUCUGACUAUAAACACGAGUAAAUGUGAAUUUGAUAAGGAUCGAAUCAAGUUUCUCGGCCAUGAGCUUGACAUGGACGGUUUUCAUAUAGAAAAAGCUAAGGUAAAGAGCGUUCAGUACUUUAGAGAACCGACGACGAUCUCUGAGCUCCGCAGUUUCCUAGGUCUUGUUUCGUUUGUGAGCCCUCAUAUUAAAAAUUUUGCCGAUAUAACCAGUCCACUCUGGACCGCAACAACAUCGUGGAAUUAGGGUCCUCAACA
Messenger RNA from Toxorhynchites rutilus septentrionalis, 2981 nucleotides. RefSeq lists its product as uncharacterized. Gene Ontology annotation, molecular function: aspartic-type endopeptidase activity. Lineage: Eukaryota; Metazoa; Arthropoda; Insecta; Diptera; Culicidae. The record is from RefSeq and is a predicted model, not a curated record. Gene Ontology annotation, biological process: proteolysis. The coding region runs from base 62 to 2158 and encodes 698 amino acids. The transcript has 2 exons.